AUGCGGUUCUCUACUCUUCUCGCCCAAGGCCUUCUUGCUAUAUCAUCUGUAGUAUCCGCAGUAGCAAUUGACAAAAGACAAUCAACGACUCAAGUCUACAAAUUCUCCGCAUCCCCCACUUCAGCGGAAGGCAUCGCUGCACGCUCAAACGGCCAACUCCUCGUAUCUUUCUUCGACAAGGGCGAACUCUGGGGCGUCGACCCAGCCACGAAGAAAGCCUCCAAAGUCGCCACGUUCACUGAUGCCACCUGCGCAGGCGGCAUUGCCGAAAUUGCUCCGGAUGUCUUUGCAGUCGUCGCGGGUCAGUUUUCGUUCGGAGGAGGCCUUAAGACGGGCUCAUGGGCAAUCUGGAAGGUGGACUUCACUAGCGGGACGGCUCAGACAUCUGUUCUGAAAAAGGUGCCGGAUUCAGGGUUCUUCAAUGGGCUGUCUGCUUUUACUAACGACACCAUCCUUAUUGGAGAUGCUUCGAAGGGUGCGGUUGUGGCGAUGAAUGUCAAUACCGGUGCUUAUAGCACGGUAAUUCAGGACGCGACGAUGGCUCCGCCUGCCAAUGCUGGCAUCCCCAUGGGCAUCGACGGCGUCCGUUAUUUCAACGGCACUCUCUACUACACCAACGUUUCCAAAAACACCUUCCACAAAGUGGCCGUCGAUGCGACUGGCAAGAAGGUCGGCAACAUCGCCACCAUCUGGUCCAACACCUUCUCCGACGAUCUCUGGGUCGGUCCCGAUGGUACUGCUUACGUCGCCACUGGCAGCGCUGGGAAAAUCCAGAAGGUGACUCCUGACGGGAGGAUCAGUACCUUGGUGAAUAUUUCUGGAGCGACGUCGGUUACUUUGGGGAAGACGGAGGCGGAUAAGAAUACGCUGUAUAUUGCGGGGAAUAACGGGGUUAUCUCGAGUGUGAAAGUUUAGGUCGGUG
Westerdykella ornata is the source of this 922-nucleotide messenger RNA. RefSeq lists its product as uncharacterized. The record is from RefSeq and is a predicted model, not a curated record. The coding region runs from base 1 to 915 and encodes 304 amino acids. NCBI's taxonomy places the organism in Eukaryota, Fungi, Ascomycota, Dothideomycetes, Pleosporales, Sporormiaceae. The transcript has 2 exons.